Phragmites australis (common reed) is the source of this 3193-nucleotide messenger RNA. RefSeq names its product transcriptional corepressor LEUNIG_HOMOLOG-like. The record is from RefSeq and is a predicted model, not a curated record. Lineage: Eukaryota; Viridiplantae; Streptophyta; Magnoliopsida; Poales; Poaceae. Gene Ontology annotation, molecular function: protein binding; transcription corepressor activity. Bases 427 to 2757 code for a protein of 776 amino acids. The transcript is spliced from 15 exons.
CGAAUUGAAGUGAACUUGGUUCGAAUCUAAUCGAAUCGAUUCCAUUCCUUUCCUUUCUUGUUGUUCGUCUUGUUGUUGGAGCGAGAGAGCGAGCACCGUCGUCUUCUCAUUCCACUACUCAUCCAGGCGGAGGUGGAGGUGGAGGUGGAGGGCGGAGUGGAGAAGCAGCAAAGAAACAAGGCGACGGCCACGAUACCCUAGCCCUAGCUAGCUAUCUUGAAAGCAAAGGAGAUGAGGUGAGGGCGAGGAGGAGCGAUCGUCCCCUUUCUCCGCUCUCCCUUCGGGUGGAUUUGGAUUUGGAUUCAGAUUUGGCUCUCCCUUCGGUUGCUUUGCUUUGCUUAGGGUGGAUUUGGAUUUGGAAUUGGGUUCGGCUCCAAUCCCCCAUCGAUAUCUUCCCCUCCCUCCUCCCUCCCUCCCAUAAGAGGGAUGGCGCGGACGAACUGGGAGGCCGAUAAGAUGCUGGAUGUGUACAUCUACGACUACCUUGUCAAGCGCAACCUGCACGCCACCGCCAAGGCCUUCAUCUCCGAGGGCAAGGUCGCCACCGAUCCCGUCGCCAUCGACGCCCCCGGCGGAUUCCUCUUCGAAUGGUGGUCCAUCUUCUGGGACAUCUUCCAUUCCAAGACCUCCACCACCUCUUCCUCGAAUGCUUCUACCUCCAUCGACAACAAGCCGACUCCGACUCCCCAGCAGCUACAAGCACUACAAGCCGCCGCCCCUUCUUCUCUUGAUCUUGAUGUAGUCAAGUCGAGGGAACACCAGAUGAAGCUCCAAUUGCUGCAGCAACACAACGCCCACCUGCACAGCACAAGAGAUUCAUCUGCCCCAAUUGCUGCCCUCAACUCCGACGUCUCGGCUGUUCUUGCGUCCAAAAUGAUGCAAGACCGACUCAGGAACCCCAACCCUGUCCACUCCGACGCAUCCCAACACCUGCUAGACGCAAAUAGGAUUACCCUUCUCAAGUCACCACCUAACCACGCUGGGCCACCUAUGCAGCAGAUUCAGUCAAGAAACCAGCAACUUGUAGACAUCAAACCUGAUGUUGCUAUGCCACAAAGAACAAUGCCUACGGACCCUUCUUCAUUAUACGGAUCAGGGAUGAUGCAGUCUAAACCUUUAUUACUUUCCUCUGGACUAAAUCAAGGUGUUGGAAGUGUACCACUGAAGGGCUGGCCUCUAACUGUCCCAGGUAUUGACCAACUCAGGUCAAGUAUAGGUGUGCAGAAGCAGUUGAUGCCAUCUUCAAACCAAUUCCAACUUUUAUCACCACAGCAACAGUUGAUUUCGCAAGCACAAACGCAGAAUGACCUUAGUAGAAUGGGUUCUCCAGCACCAUCUGGUUCACCGAAUGUUCGAUCAGAUGAUCCAGAUUAUCUGAUGAAGUUGAAGAUGGUCCAGAUGCAGCAGUCCUCAGGCCACCGGCCUAUUGAAUUGCAGCAGCCGCAUCAGCAGGUGACAAAGAAUCUUUGGUUUUGUAGCUCCUUAUGGCCGAUACUUAACGAGUUUACCAUAUUUCUUGGCGUCCAGAAUACUAGAAAGCGGAAGACAACUUCUUCUGGAGCAGCCAAUAGUACUGGCACAGGAAAUACUGUUGGGCCUUCUCCUCCGUCAACUCCUUCCACUCAUACUCCUGGUGGUGGAGUACCAGUGGCUAGCAAUGUUAACAUUGUACAGAAGAGUUCAGUGAUUUGCGGCGCGGAUGGAACCAGCGGACUUGCGUCAUCGUCAAACCAGAUGGACAAUUUGGAUAGUUUUGUCGAUUUUGAUGAAAAUGUUGAUUCAUUUUUGUCAAAUGAUGAUGGAGAUGGAAGGGACAUGUUUGCUGCUUUGAAGAAAGGGUCCUCGGAGCACAAUUCAGAGUCUUUAAAGAGUCUCUCCUUGGGUGAGGUUGGUAACAACCGUGCAAGCAACAACAAGGUUGUUUGCUGUCACUUCUCUACGGAUGGGAAGUUACUAGCCAGUGCCGGCCAUGAGAAAAAGGUCUUCCUCUGGAAUAUGGAAAAUUUUAAGAUGGAUGCCAAAAUAGAAGACCAUACAAACUUUAUCACGGACAUAAGAUUCAAAACUAAUUCAACUCAGUUGGCUACAUCAUCUUCAGACGGAACUGUUCGACUAUGGAAUGCUGCUGACGAAAGUGGUGCUUUACAAACUUUUCAUGGGCAUAGCUCUCAUGUAACAUCAGUAGAUUUUCACCCGAGAUUGACAGAGGUUCUAUGCUCAUGUGAUGACAAUGGAGAAAUCCGCUUCUGGAAAGUUGGUCAAACUACAACUUCUCAUGCUUUUAGGGUGAAGCAGGGUGGCACUGGAAGAGUUAGGUUUCAACCUCGAAGCGGGCAGCUCCUUGCUGUGGCAGCUGGAAGCAUGGUGAACAUAUUUGAUGUUGAAAAGCAAGCCAAUUUACAUUCUCCUCCAAAGGGUCACAAUAGUGAGGUAAACUGCGUAUGCUGGGAUGAAAAUGGCGAAUAUCUGGCAUCUGCAAGUCAGGACACUGUGAAAGUCUGGUCAGUAGCAUCAGGCAUAUGCAUUCAUGAGUUAAGAUCUCACGGACACCAAUAUCAGUCAUGCAUAUUCCACCCAAGAUAUCCGAAAGUCCUGAUUGUUGGUGGUUAUCAGACGCUGGAGCUAUGGAGCUUAUCAGAUAACCAGAGAAACCCAAUCCAGGCUCAUGAAGGCCUGAUAGCUGCUUUGGCACACUCUCCAUUCACCGGAAUGAUUGCCUCUGCUAGUCAUGACAGAUAUGUAAAGCUUUGGAAAUAGAAGGGUGGGAUUCGAUUCCUUUUGGAAAUCGAUCUACAGGGGCUCUAGCUGGUGCUGGUGCCUUCCAUGACGACCCUAGAUUAUAUAGGAGCAACAAAUGAUGGUACAUUCGGCUGAACGUCACCAAGGUGAUAAUCCUAACUUGCAUAGUCUCUGCCAGAGUUUUUUUUUUCUUGGCCGUUUCCUUUGUUAUAGAAGGCAUAUAUACUUCCCUUGAUAGGCCUAGCUACCCUUCCCUUAAUAAGCUAUGUAUUGUACUCGGCGUUGAACAGCAUCAAUUCUUGUUGUAUUAUACUCCACAGUAGUAGAGAAAUGUUUAACGAUCAAACUUGAAAAGGGGGUAGAUGUAAUGCGUCUGGAUGGAGUGAUAUCUCAGAAUUUUAUUUUCUUUUUUCCAUGGAAAUGCAUGCAUGCACGAAUACAAUUGAUGGAUGUC